AUGGGUCGCCGAAAGUCCAAACGAAAACCUCCUCCUAAAAAGAAGAUGACCGGGGAUCUGGAGACUCAGUUCACUUGCCCCUUUUGCAACCACGAAAAGUCAUGUGACGUCAAAAUGGAGAGAACAAGAAAUACCGGAAUAAUAUCGUGUACUGUCUGUUUGGAGGAGUUCCAGACGCACAUUACUUAUCUGUCAGAGCCAGUAGACGUGUACAGUGAUUGGAUAGACGCUUGUGAAUCAGCCAAUCAGUAG
This is a messenger RNA of Nerophis lumbriciformis (worm pipefish), 252 nucleotides long. Lineage: Eukaryota; Metazoa; Chordata; Actinopteri; Syngnathiformes; Syngnathidae. The record is from RefSeq and is a predicted model, not a curated record.